UUAUAGGUUUCAGUUCAGUUUCGUUUCAGUCACAUUUGAAUUCGUUCGUGCCUCGUGGAGAAGAGAGAAGAAGAAAUAUAAUGAUACAUCUGAGCAGAUUCCCACUGAUGCUGCUGCUGGUUUUCUGCCUGAACUCAGAGAGCUGCCAGGGCUCAGUUGAAAGUUUUGUUGGAAGAAACAUCAAACUUCCCUGCAUCUAUGAGUCUCCAGCAGAAGAAGAGUUCAACGUCUACUGGAGGGACGAAGAUGACCUGGUUGUCCUAGACAUCAAGAAGAAUUCACCAGAUACCAAGUAUCAGGAUGAGAAGUAUCAAGGUCGAGUGUUCAGCUUCCCUGAAGAGUACAAGAAGGGGAACUUCUCCAUCCUCAUGACGAACCUGCAGAAGAACGACACGGGCACUUAUGAGUGUUACGUCAAGACAGUGUCGUAUCGUCGGAUAGUCGACCUGACGGUUUCAGAUCGACCUGCAGAAAGAAAAACUGAUCCUCCGUCAGGUGGAGCAGCAGGACUGAAGGAACUCCCACUGGUCGUCCUCUCUGCUCUCUGUCUGCUGCUCUGCUUCUAGAGGAGGAGAAGAAGAGGAGGAGGAGAAGAGGAGGAAAAAGAAGAAGAUGAUGAAGAAAAAUGAAAAGAGGAAGAAGAUGAAGAAAAAGAGGAAGAAGAUGAAGAAAAAGAGGAAGAAGAUGAAGAAAAAGAGGAAGAAGAGGAAGAGGAGGAAGAAGAAGAAAAAGAUGAAGAUGAAGAUGAGGAAGAAGAAGAUCUCUAAUGACCCGUCUGUAGGUCGAUUUAUUAAUAUGUCACAUAUAUUUACUUUAGUAAUAUCCCAAAGGGAAGAGUUGUAGAAAUGCAGCUGUAAACAGCUGCAUGUGUACCUGAGCACUUUAUUUGUUGGUGUUAACGUUAUCUGUGUGUUGAGGAAUGUCUGAACUGGAAAACCAGUUCAGAAGUCCGCUUUGUGGUAUAGUGAGUUUUUAUUCAGUAGCCGGCGGUGAGCACAUCUACACAGACCAAAGUCUGGUUGAAAUGCUGACCCAGAGUGGCUCGACGACAAGACUUUCAUACCGUAAAUUUAAGACGCAAAAGGCAGGGAAUACACAAGCCAAGUGACAGACGAAAAGUAAUUUACAGUUGGAUGUGAUCUGUGGCCAAAUGUCCCCACCGGGCAUUUGGCAUGACUGUCACUAAGUUCCAAAUCACCCCAUGGGUGCUCUAGUGUUCCAAGUCUGUUUGAGGCAACUUCCAAGGUGUCGUCUUCUGCAAGGGUUUCAGGAAACUGGAACUUGCAUGACAAUGGGUCAAGCGGGGUUUGAGGCUGGGGCAAUCUGCAAAGCGUAGUUGUCCCUGCAGGGGCCACGUGCUGUCAAAAUGCUUCAUCAUGUGAUAUUAAUGACUGGACUGCUGCAUUAUGAACCUUUUAGUGACUUUAUCUCAACCUAGAGCGUCUCUUGUGUUUACAGGUUUUUACAUUUAUAUUAUGUUAUUCUGCAUUUCAAAAGAAAACCCGACCACAUGUGGAUUUUCAGCUGGAUCAGCCCUCUGGAGGAUCAGGAUCAGAUCUGAGAUGUUUCCCACUAGGGCUGAAACCAUUUGAUUUGAUUUGAUUUAUUUUAUUGUUGUACAUGUAAAAAAAAAGAAACAACACUUCAUGAGAAGUUUAAGAAAACAACAACAAAACAAAACAAAGAAUUUCAUACUUUAAAACCUGCUAUCUUGAUUUACAUGUGCCAAAAAAGGAGUAGGAAGAAGUGUAAACUUAUUUAGUCCUAAAACCAUUCACUGAUCAUUUAACCUGUUUUUAUAAAUAUUCACACACUGAACUCACACUGCUAAAUAACAGUAUUAUUAUUAUUAUUAUUAUUAUUAUUAUUAUUAUUAUUAUUAUUAUUAUUAUUAUUAGGGCCCGAGCACUGAAAGUGCGAGGACGCUAUUGUAUCUGUGAUGUUUAUUAUUAUUAUUAUUAUUAGGGCCCGAGCACUGAAAGUGCGAGGACCCUAUUGUAUCUGUGAUGUUUAUUAUUAUUAUUAUUAGGGCCCGAGCACUGAAAGUGCGAGGACCCUAUUGUAUCUGUGAUGUUUAUUAUUAGGGCCCGAGCACUGAAAGUGCGAGGACCCUAUUGUAUCUGUGAUGUUUAUUAUUAUUAUUAUUAUUAUUAUUCUCGCCGUAAAUAAAUUGCCUUUUUGGAGGCCUUAAAAUGCUCAAAAACUCACCAAAUUUUGCACACGCUUCCAGAGUCGCGUAAAAUUACGUAUUUUAUGGGCGACAGGCAUGGGUCCACAAGAAUGGGCUCUAUAGCGCCACCUAUUUUAUGUUUUUUGACGAGCCCCACAAUAUGGUUUGACUUACAGCAAUGACCUUUAUGUGUGUAUUAUAUUAGACAAAGAGCUACAUAAAAGUCUCUUGGACCCAUGGUCUAAGUUACACAGGAAGUCCGGCAUUUUGAACAGAAAAUGUCAUUUUUCAUGAAUUCUGAUCAUUUCUAGGCCUCGUACUUUAACGAACUCCUCCUAGAGAUUUUAUCGAAUUGGCUCACAACUUGGUUUGUACAAUCUAGACACAUGGCCGACGCUAAAUUGCAAAGCUUUUAAGUUUCUGCCAGAGGGCUUGACCGUAGUCAUUCGGCGAAGUUUGAGGUCAUUUUUAAGCCUCGCCAUGAAACAUCAAUUGGCUGUAAUUCAGCAAUACAUUAUUUUAUGUGGCCGAAAACGUAUGUGCAUGAUUCUAGACUGAGCCUGAAGACAUCUAUGGUGGAAUAUUCAGGAUCGGUUGUAGCGCCACCUGUUGGCACCAGGAAUUGUCAUGUCUUCUAGUUUGCAUCUGUGCUCCAAGCGAGAUGAGAUUAAUGAUCUCAAAGUUGGUCAGAUAAUAGGUAAGACAUUGACGAUGACUGACAGAGAAAACUGUACGUUCUUAUCGAAGGGCGUGGCCGUUAGAGGUAGUCAAAUUUCUGUGUCUCGCCAUGAACAUAAAAGUUGUUGUAACUUAAACAUAAUUGGUCAGAAUUAACCCAAAAUCAAUACAUGUAAUCAGGCUUCCAUUCUGAACAAGUGGAUAUGACAAUCUUGGAUUGAAAUCCAUAGCGCCACCUUUUGGUCAGGUAUACAUUUUUCAUCAAAUUAUGUGCUGUCAUUGCUGUUUCAUUCAUCCAAUCACAAUGAAAUCGACACAUAUUAUUGUCAUAAGCGUCCUUAUUAACUGUGUUGAGUAUCGUGGUCAUAACUUGAAGGGAACUGCCAUUUUACGUCACUCUGAAUUUUUUGGUAAAAUAAUCAUUUAAAAUCAUAGGCUUGGUCUUAAGACAAUAAAAUGUCAGAUUUAGAUACAUUUCGACAUGACUAAAAAAUCAUACGCUGGUACAUAUCGCUUUUGAAGAACUUUGUAACUCUCUUUUUCCAAAAAUUUAUUCAUAUACAAUUAAAUCAUAUUUUUGUCAUGCCAUGUCCAAUUAACUUCGUAAACUUCGUAAAAAUAUUGUUUACUGUGAUGUGAAAAUAUAUUUUUGGCAUUAAGGUGCGUAAAACGCACGAUUGGUAAUGAAUAUUUAUUUAAAUCCAUUGGAUUUAAAGCAAGCUGGCUCUGUGUGCCGGCCAGUCCUGCAGCGGAGCGGAGGCCGA
Messenger RNA from Cololabis saira (Pacific saury), 3612 nucleotides. Its product is annotated as V-set domain-containing T-cell activation inhibitor 1-like. Lineage: Eukaryota; Metazoa; Chordata; Actinopteri; Beloniformes; Belonidae. The record is from RefSeq and is a predicted model, not a curated record. Gene Ontology annotation, biological process: negative regulation of T cell proliferation; T cell costimulation; positive regulation of T cell proliferation. Gene Ontology annotation, cellular component: external side of plasma membrane. The transcript has 4 exons. The coding region runs from base 81 to 566 and encodes 161 amino acids.